Xiphophorus hellerii (green swordtail) is the source of this 2780-nucleotide messenger RNA. RefSeq names its product kinesin light chain 2 (gene klc2). The transcript has 14 exons. Lineage: Eukaryota; Metazoa; Chordata; Actinopteri; Cyprinodontiformes; Poeciliidae. The record is from RefSeq and is a predicted model, not a curated record. The coding region runs from base 150 to 2066 and encodes 638 amino acids. Gene Ontology annotation, cellular component: cytoplasm; kinesin complex. Gene Ontology annotation, biological process: microtubule-based movement. Gene Ontology annotation, molecular function: kinesin binding.
UUUGGAAGAACGCCACCGGAAGUUGCGUUGCAUCAGCUAGCUUGCCUGCCUCGAGCGUUUCUGGAGCAUCACAACAUUAUUCAGCCGCUUUGUUCUGACGUCGGGAAAGCGUCGCUGUUUCUUCCAUGAAGUGUGCAUGAAACCACGCAAUGUCCACCAUGGUGUAUCCGCGUGAAGAAGCUCUGGAGCGCCUGACCCAAGAUGAGAUCGUCCUCAACACGAAGGCCGUCAUGCAGGGCCUGGAGACGCUGCGCGGCGAACACGCGCAGCUGCUCAACUCGCUGCUGGACUGCACCCAGCCGCCCAUCGCCCAGGAGAAAUCCGGCCUCCUCCGGAAGAACCUGGAGGACAUCGAGCUGGGCCUGGGAGAAGCGCAGGUCAUCAUCGCUCUGUCAAACCACCUGAGCGCCGUGGAGUCGGAGAAGCAGAAGCUGCGCGCCCAGGUGCGUCGGCUCUGCCAGGAGAACCAGUGGCUGCGGGACGAGCUGGCGGAGACGCAGCACAAGCUGCAGCGCAGCGAGCAGUGCGUGGCCCAGCUGGAGGAGGAGAAGAAGCACCUGGAGUUCAUGAAUCAGAUCAAGAAGAUCGAUGACGACGUUUCCUUGUCGGAGGAGAAGAGCCAGAGCUCCGGGGGGAGCAAGGGAACGGGAGGAGGAGGAGGAGACUCUUCAAAGGACAGCCUGGAUGAUCUGUUCCCCAACGACGAUGACCAGGGAACAGCCCAGCCCAGUGGGGAGGCGGCAGCCCAGCAGGGGGGCUACGAAGUCCCGAAUCGUCUCAGGACGCUGCACAACCUGGUGAUCCAGUAUGCCUCCCAGGGCAGGUACGAAGUGGCCGUGCCUCUGUGCAAGCAGGCCUUGGAGGAUCUGGAGAAGUCGUCCGGACACGACCACCCGGACGUUGCCACCAUGCUCAACAUCCUGGCCUUGGUGUAUAGGGACCAAAACAAAUACAAGGAAGCUACUCACCUUCUGAACGACGCCUUAGCCAUCAGAGAGAAAACACUGGGGAAGGACCACCCGGCGGUGGCUGCAACCCUCAACAACCUGGCUGUGCUGUUUGGCAAGAGGGGCAAGUACAAGGAGGCCGAGCCGCUCUGCAAGAGGGCCCUGGGCAUCAGAGAGAAGGUGCUGGGGAAGUCCCAUCCGGACGUAGCCAAGCAGCUGAACAACUUGGCCCUGCUGUGCCUGAACCAGGCCAAGUACGACGAGGUGGAGUACUACUACAAACGGGCCCUGGAGAUCUUCGAGUCCAAACUGGGAGCCGACGACCCCAGCGUGGCCAGGACCAAAAACAACCUGGCCACUUGCUACCUGAAGCAGGGCAAGUUCAAAGAUGCAGAAGUUCUGUACAAAGAGAUUCUGACCAGAGCACACGAGAAGGAGUUUGGAUCAGUCAACAAUGACAAUAAGCCCAUCUGGAUGCACGCAGAGGAGAGGGAAGAAAGCAAGAGCAAACAGAAGGACUCUGGGCCGUACGUGGAGUACGGGAGCUGGUACAAGGCCUGCAAGGUGGACAGUCCAACUGUGAACACAACCCUGAAGAGCUUGGGAGCGCUGUACCGUCGUCAAGGCAAACUGGAGGCAGCCGAAACGCUUGAGGAGUGUGCCAGCAAGACACGCAAACAGGGGAUCGACGCCAUUAACCAGAGUAAGGUGGUGGAGCUGCUGAAGGACGGACCGGGGAGAGGAGGGGACAGGCGGCACAGCAGGGACGGACCAGGGGGACGAGGAGACAACGAGGGCGACGAGUCCGCAGAGUGGAACGGGGUAACAUCCAUGUUAGAGUUUACAGUUUCAGACGGUAAUGGGUCUCUGCGUCGCAGCGGCUCCUUCGGAAAGAUCCGGGACGCUUUGAGGAGGAGCAGUGAGAUGCUGGUGAAGAAGCUGCAGGGCAGCGGACCUCAGGAACCCCGAAACCCCGGAAUGAAAAGAGCGAGUUCCCUGAACUUCCUGAACAAGAGCGCCGAGGAAACCACGCAGGACGCCAACUCCGGCCUCUCAGACAGCAGAGGACUCAGCGCCAGCAACGUGGACCUGACCAGACGCAGCUCCCUGAUUGGUUAGACACGGCGGAGAGGCGGGGACAGAACAGGAAGGGGCUGUUUACCUCGGUUUGAGCAGCCGCUUCUAUUGAUUUUAUUUUAAGGAACACUUAAAAAAAAAAAACCCAACAAAGAGACAUGACCACACUUGAUGUCAUCACUGCUGCUACCGCUGUACACACCGCCGCCAUCGACCAGAACACUGAAUAGCAUCGCACACACACUUACGAGCAUGCUGCUGAACUAGAAAGUGGAAUGUCUGCACCUGAACGCCUCAUGUUUUCAACCAGUAGCUCUACGGUUCCUGCCCAGUCUCUCCUCUGCAGACACUCGACGUUUUCAAGGCGAUGUUGGUUUCCGUUCGACGAGACGCGUGUCAGUUUGUAUAUUCCACACGUAGCAUGACGUAACCACGGGCGACCGCGGUGCCAUCCGAACACAAUCAACCUUUUAGGGAAGCAUAAGCACUGACCAUUUCAACCUCAAACUGUUUGCCUUCGUGAAUUUUUUUUUUUAUGUGUAUGAACGCUUUUAAAUUAUUUGACUUUUCCUUGUGUAUAUAGCUCGAUUUGUUUUUGUUUACACUUUAUGGGGUUAAGGAGGGACUUAACUGGAAAAACACUGGGAGACUGGGAACAGAUGGAGAACAAUAUGUGGGGGAAAACGAAAGGAAAGUACAGAAAAUGUGACUUUUGCUUCAUCUUGUCAUCAAAUAUUAAAAACGCUCAUAAAUCCA